Messenger RNA from Monodelphis domestica (gray short-tailed opossum), 1014 nucleotides. Lineage: Eukaryota; Metazoa; Chordata; Mammalia; Didelphimorphia; Didelphidae. The record is from RefSeq and is a predicted model, not a curated record.
AUGUCAGUCACUGUAUCCAUUGAUGCUGCCAAAACACCUUCCAAAAAGUCCUACCAUGGCCUUCAUGGCAGGAGAAUGCUCACUGUUCCUUCAUAUUCUCCCCCCACUACAAAAGAUUUUCUGUCUAUUCUCUGCACAGCGCCAGUGUCCAAACCUACCAUUGUCACCUCCAACAUUACUGCAGUGGAGACCAAGGACUUCUCAUUGACAUGCCAGGCUACAGGUCAAAUUCACACUUACCAGUGGUUCAUAAACGGAGUUGCCCCAGCUGGUAGCAGGAUACAGCUGUCGCCAGAUAAGAGGACACUCACUCUCAGCAGGCUCACAAGAAGAGAUAACAAAGGGCCAUAUGAGUGUGAAAUCCGGAAUCCAUUUUAUAGCAAUAGGAGUGAUACAUUCACACUGGAUGUUGCCUAUGGCCCUGAUAUUGCCACAAUUGACCAUAUAAGAGAUCAGUUCACAACGGGGAUAAAUGUUACCUUGAGCUGUGUUGCUGAUUCUAACCCACCAGCACAAUUCACUUGGUUACAGAAUGGAAAAUCUGUCAACAACUCAGCCUCAUUUUCUAUUAUUACAUCCCUGAAUCAUAUCGGAAACUAUACCUGUAUUGCAACUAACUCAUUUACUGGCUUGACGCGCACUGCAAACAAGACUCUUAUGAUCUAUGCGCCAGUGUCCAAACCUACCAUUGUCACCUCCAACAUUACUGCAGUGGAGACCAAGGACUUCUUAUUGACAUGCCAGGCUACAGGCCAAAUUCACGCUUACCAGUGGUUCAUAAACGGAGUUGCCCCAGCUGGUAGCAGGAUACAGCUGUCGCCAGAUAAGAGGACACUCACUCUCAGCAGGCUCACAAGAAGAGAUAACAAAGGGCCAUAUGAGUGUGAAAUCCGGAAUCCAUUUUAUAGCAAUAGGAGUGAUCCAUUCACACUGGAUGGCUUCAGUGAGAUCAUGCCUUUUGAUCAGAGAGAAAUUCAGCACAUGGUGAGGAUCGAACCUAGCAGCGUACUUUGA